AUGUCAUCAGAACAACAAGACAUUAAUCAGGUCCCUAUUCAGGACCUGACCCCAGAACAAGCUAGUCAUAUUAUCCACUCUCAUCGCAAAGUACGAUAUGCUUACGAGCACUUUCUAGGUACGGCAUGUUGGCCAUGCAGGCAGCGGAAGGUGAAAUGCGACAACAAGCAACCCUGUGAAAACUGUGUCAAGAGGGAACAUCCACAGCUAUGCUCUUAUAAACCAAAUCGCUCGAGCGCCUCCAAGCAGGCCUCCAUGUCGGUCGAGGGUAGCCAGGGGAGAAAAAGACCUCAUUCUCCCGUCGAUAGUAUCAACAAUGACCAGGGUAGUGAUCAUCAGCCAGAGGGUUGGGCUCAAGCAAUAGGUGUGCUCUAUCAAAUAUCUAAGGCAUCUAAAUGCGCUGACUGGUAUAUAUUGGAAGAUGAACCCGAGCCUGUAGAGAUGACACGCUACGUUGGCCAAAAUAGUAUUCCUGCGUUAUUACGAGAUCAGCCGUCCCCAAUAGAUACUAAAGAUGGGGUUGAUAUUCGUCGUGAUAUGCGUCCAAUCCUCGGGCUCGACAACUCCGCGCCGUUCCCGCUAAUGUCCUUGAAGCACCUUGAUCGACUAACACAAGACAUAUUCUCUGAGCUUCCUUCAGAUCGAGAAGUAAUGAUUCUUUUCAGAGCUUAUAAAGAGAUUGCGCACCCAUUCUGGGGAUUUGUUAUUGAUAUCGAUGAUUUAGAAUCUCGUAUUAUGAUCUAUCUCGAGGAACGAGCUAAAAAUGCUAGGGAACAUAGCAAAUCAAGCCGGCGUGUUUCCGCAUCAUGGUUAGCCAUCCUCUUUUCUGUAAUGGCCGUCGGCUCGCAAUACCGCGAUUCGCCAUACCAUAUUCGGACGCGAGAUGCCCAGAGAUACGUUCAGAUAUCGUUCCACUUCCUUAGGCUCGGGAACUUUUUAUUACGACCCAACCUAGAUUCUAUCCAAGCGCUCCUGCUGACGGGGUUCUGUCUUCUCAACGACAUGAAAGCUGAGGCUUCAUGGGCCUUGAUCGGGAUGACAUGCCGAUUAGCACAAUCACUUGGUCUUCACCGGGCUGUUGCACAAGACGAGUCUAGUUCGGUCGAGUUAUCGUUGAAGACAUACGCGCGAAGAAAGUUAUGGUGGACCUGUGUAUGGCAUGAUACGUUGACAUCGUUGUCUUUCGACCGCCCUAAUAUGACCAACAUUCAAUGCUGUCCGAUUCCGUUGUCGCCUAGCUCUAAUAUAGAGGGGUUGUCGUAUCUUGAAGCGAUGUACACCUUGUGCCAAUUAAUCUCGCAACAACUCAACCCAGACGCUACCGCCGACUACUCGUACGAAACGAUACUCGAGAACUGCCGAGCUAUCGAAUCCAUCCGGGAAAGAGUUUUCCCCCAAUUGCGCAGCAAAGAAGCUUGCAAGAGUGUGGUUGAUAAAUUACAGCACUACGCCAUACGUUUGCACACCGCCUUCGUGGUAUCCGUUUGUUGUCGCCCAGCUCUCCGUCGAGAUUGUACUAGGCUAGAGGCUGUCGAGAAAAAGGCUUUGGCCGAUAAAUGCAAGGAUAAUCUAACCGAGACUGUACGAAUGUUUCUAUCGAUGCACCAAUUAUCGUUCAUCCCGACUCGAAGUUGGGCAUUCACCUAUCACGGACUUUCUUCCGCAGUUCUCCUUGGUAUAUUAUGUGAGACGAAGCAGGAUCCCGAAGUUCGUCGGCUCCAAGGAGAUCUGAUCUCUGCUCUAUCAGCUGCAGCGGCAAAGGAACAGACAAGCCCUACCCCGGAGCAUAUUCCUAAGAUCGACAGAGAUAUUGAAUUAUCAGGCCCUCUCUCUCGAGCGUUAACAGCGCUGAAGAACAUAUACGACUAUGGAUCUCUACACGGAGCAUCUGGAAUCAAGAGCGAGAGCGCGUCUGGGGCUCGCACGCCGACUGGAGCAGCAAUUCCCCAAGGGCUUCAAAAUAUGAAUCAACAAUUCCGCUUACAGCCCGGAUUCGAUAGACACCAGGACGCUGCUCUUGCUAUGGCGGAGCUGCAGAAUGGAAAUAAUAUGCCGGAUUUUUCAACGACGAUGCCGUAUCAACCGUCAAUCCAACAACAGGUUGGGAUGCCAGACAUGAACCAACUAGAUCCUACGUCCCUGGCGCCCAUGGACCUUUAUGAUUCAAUCUUUUGGGAAUCACCAGAUCCCUUUUAUACCGGAGCUGAUAUGAAUUUCGACUUCCUCCCACAAGCUCCCCCCGGGCAAUCGCAACAACAAUUCUACUUUUAG
Molecule: messenger RNA, 2271 nt
Organism: Daldinia childiae
Lineage: Eukaryota; Fungi; Ascomycota; Sordariomycetes; Xylariales; Hypoxylaceae
Product: putative transcriptional regulatory protein PB24D3.01
Exons: 9
Coding region: 1-2271 (756 amino acids)
Biological process (GO): regulation of DNA-templated transcription; DNA-templated transcription
Molecular function (GO): zinc ion binding; DNA-binding transcription factor activity, RNA polymerase II-specific; carboxy-lyase activity
Source: RefSeq, a predicted model, not a curated record